CCCAUCCUAUAUGUGAACUGUGGAGGUAGAAUGACUGUGGAGUGGACAGAUUCAGCAGCUCGAUUUAAUCAAAGAAAUGCACUCCUUAUCUUUUAGUCGUAGCGUAAACUAAAGCGUUCAAUGCCAACGAUUCCCCCGAAGGCGAUGGGCUGGUGUACAGGUGAGCCAACGUGAGAGCAGGCUCCACAACAGCUGCUUUGGUCCGUUCGCACAUGGGAACCAAGACACCCGACCUCAUCCGCAUUUUAGCAGUUUGAAGACGGACUCCGGGACAGAGAGACGUGUCCAGAGAUAGCAUGACAGCUGUACGAGGAGCCCACCCACACAAUGCGAGCCCCGCUUCAGCUAAGGAGAAUGGACACACCGCGCCGAGCCCCGCUCAGUCCAGCGCCAACUUUACCCAUCCCUCUGCGGGGGCCAUACCCAGUGAUGCCCCGGUGUCCUCGACCAGCGAGCUGACCCAGACUUGGGUUCACUUUGCUAAAACCUUUGUUCUUAUUUUUCCCAUUUAUGCACUGGGAUAUUUUGAGUUCAGCUUCAGCUGGUUGUUAAUUGGACUUAUUUUUUUUUUCUGGUGGAGGAGAAACACAGGAGGGAAGCACAGCCGGCUGAGCCGAGCUCUGUCUUUCUUUGAGCAAGAGGAGAGAAGUGUCAAGCAGAGCCUUACCACUUCAGACCUACCACCGUGGGUGCACUUCCCAGAUGUUGAGCGAGUGGAGUGGCUGAACAAGGCGGUGAAACAGAUGUGGCCAUACAUUUGCCAGUUUGUGGAGAAAGUGUUGCACGAGACGAUCGAGCCGGUGGUGAAGGAGUCCAGCUCCCACCUCAGCACCUUCUGCUUUAGCAAAAUCGACAUAGGAGACAAACCCUUAAGGAUCAAUGGGGUAAAGGUUUACUCUGAAAAUGUGGACAAAAGACAGAUCAUCAUGGACCUACACAUCAGCUUUGUCGGGAACACAGAGAUUGAUGUGGAUAUCAAACGGUACUACUGCAAAGCUGGCAUUAAGAGCAUCCAGAUCCACGGUGUGUUGAGAGUGGUGAUGGAGCCACUGCUGGGUGAUAUGCCUCUUGUUGGAGCGCUGUCUCUGUUUUUCCUCAAGAAGCCACUUAUGGACAUAAACUGGACCGGCCUCACCAAUGUACUGCACAUUCCUGGGCUCAAUGGCUUCUCUGACAGUCUGAUUCAAGACAUUAUCUACAGUUACCUGGUUUUACCGCACCGCAUCACCAUCCCACUGGUCAAGGAUGUGGAAGUGGCCAAGCUACGCUUCCCAAUUCCAAAGGGAGUCCUGAGGAUCCACUUCUUGGAGGCUCAGGAUCUGGAAGGGAAGGAUAAAUUUCUGGGAGGGCUGAUAAAGGGCAAGUCUGACCCAUAUGGUGUCCUGCAGAUCGGCAACCAGCUUUUCCAGAGCAAGACAGUCAAAGAGUGUCUGAAUCCCAAAUGGAAUGAAGUUUACGAGGCACUGGUGUACGAGCACUCAGGUCAGCAUCUUGAGAUUGAGCUGUUUGAUGAGGAUCCAGACAAAGACGACUUCCUGGGAAGCCUGAUGAUCGAUAUGACUGAGCUGCACAAAGAACAGAAGGUUGAUGAAUGGUUUGACCUGGAAGAAGCUCCUACUGGGAAACUCCACUUAAAACUGGAAUGGCUUUCUCUGCUCUCCACUCCUGAGAAGUUGGACCAGGUGCUGCAAAGCGUGCGUGCAGAUAGAAGCCUUGCCAAUGAUGGGCUGUCAUCAGCAGUACUGGUGGUUUAUCUGGACUCAGCAAAGAACCUGCCAAACAACCUGUCAGAUUUCAACUAUGAUGUGUUGAAGCAAGUGUCAGUUUUUAAGGCCCUGAAGUCUGCAAAGAAGAGCAGCUCUGAACCCAACCCUUAUGUUCAGUUCACUGUUGGACACAAAACCCUUGAUAGUAAGAUCCGCUACAAGACUAAGGAGCCUCUGUGGGAAGACUGUUUCUCGUUUCUUGUUCACAAUCCCAGGAGGCAGGAACUCGAGGUGGAGGUAAAAGAUGACAAGCACAAAUGCAUCCUGGGUAAUCUGGCAGUGCCUUUAAGCAGCCUGUUGACUGAGGAAGACAUGACGCUGACUCAGUGCUUUUCUCUCAAGAACUCUGGGCCGAGCUCCACCAUCAAGCUUAAGAUGGCCCUGAGGAUACUGUCCUUGGAGAAGCAGGUAUCCUCAGACCAGCCCUCCUCUGUGCGAGUCAGAAAGGCCAGGGUCCCGACGCCAAGCGCAGCCCACUCCCAGAGACUGUCACCCUCGGAUUCCCCGCUACCUCCACCCACACCUUCACCACCCAUAGACUCUUCCACCCUUAUCCUUGACAGGGACGGCGAGCCAUAUUCAGGCAGCCCUCUGCACAGUACCUCCAACCUGAGCACGUGCAUGUCUAGUUCCCAGAAACACCUGCCUCAUAGGGAGUCCACACCCAGCCUGGCCUCAGAUGUCUCCCUGCCCUUCGCCACUUUGGAGCUUCAGCAAAGGCUCCGUCAGCUGCAGAAUGGAUCGGCCCCAAGCCAGUACCCCCUGGGUGAGGUCCAGCUAACUGUGCGACACAGCUCCCAGAGGAACAAACUUAUUGUUGUGGUGCACGCCUGCCGUAACUUGAUAGCCUUCUCCAAAGAUGGCUCAGAUCCCUUCAUCCGCCUCUAUUUGCUGCCUGACAAGAGCCGGACAGGGAGAAGGAAGACCAGCACAGUGAAGAAGACCCUCAACCCUGUUUAUGAUCAAACAUUUGAGUUUAGUGUAUCUAUAGUGGAGCUCCACAGGAGAACUCUGGAUGUAGCAGUGAAGAAUGGAGGGAGCAUCCUUUCCAAGCACAGAGGAUUUUUGGGAAAAGUGCUGGUAGAUUUAAGUGGGGACGAUAUAUCAAAAGGAUGGACACAGUGGUAUGAGUUGAGUGAAGAUGGGUUAUCAUCUCAAGGCAUAACAAGAACUGAAGACCCCCUCCACUCAUAGUGAAACUACCUAUCUGCUGUAAUAUGGUGGUCGUGUUAAUUCUAAGGCCACAUUAUUUUAUUAUUUUGUUACAACCCAUGCAAAUGUGUUAUAUAAUUUCCAGGAAAAGUAAGUUCUGCAUGCUGUAUGUUUUUUUAAAUUUUCUAAUAUUAUUUCAUGAAUGAUCACAAAAAGUUGUAAUGUAAAUAAUUCCUGUUUUUAGUGUUUUAGGUAAAUAUCACAUUGCUAAUAUAUAAUGACAAGAUUUUGCAGGGGUUUUCAUGGCAUUAUACUGUAUUUCCUAAAAGGAAAUGAUAUUGAAAUCUGUCUGAAAUGUUACAGCAUAUUCCAUCCAGUUUGGUAGAAUGUGACAAAUUGUUUUGUCAUAUGAGAAACCUCUUACCAAAGGAACAGACAUAAUCACACAAGUAGGUUUAGGUAGCAGAGAUUUCUGUUCUGCAGUGUUAUCUGAUUGUUUGCCUCUUAUUUUUCUUUGUGUGAAUACAAACAUGGCAUGCACUCAUGUAAGAAAUCAAAUGACUGCUCAGUUUGUUUUAGGAGAACUUUUGCAAAACUGGUUCUGAACAUUUUCUCAGAUACAGAAGACCUGGGAGCAUUGUAGGGCUACGAACAUGUGCUGUAUGUUAUGAACACUAUAAAGGAUACAUGGAUUAUGGUAUAAUUUUUGUUCAACCCAAACUGAAAAAUAUUAACAGAACAGAACAACAGAAUUGUUGCAUUUUAUGAGCAGGGCUGCCAGAAUCUUGCUCAGAUGAAGUUGUUUGUUGGAGCUUAUAAAUACAGUGCUUUUCUUGUUAUUUAUCCUGUGCCUUAAAAACUCACUAGGUAACAUUUUGAUUCCUAAUGCUAUUAAUUUGAAUUAUAUGAUGCCUUGUGGCUUUUGAAGAAUAAAUGGCAUUUCUUCUGAAAAUAACCACACUUAUUUUUAGCAGUUAACCCUUCGUGGCCAACAACAAAGAGUAUGAAUUAUUUCCAGUAAGCAUCCCACAAUAACUCUGUUUUUAAGAAAGUUUCAUUUUGGAAUGCUUGUUGCAAGGGUUGUAUUUAGUUUAUUUAUUUAAAAUUAUUGACAAAAUGUGCAACUUGCCAAGAUUUUGCAUACACCUGUGUGAGUUGGUUGGGUGAUGGUGCUGAAGUGCUAUUGAGCAAACUGAAUUUGCUUUUAAGUGAAGACACCACAUUCAGAAAGAGGUAGCUAGGCUACAUGCAGCAAUUGGUUGCCAUCAAGUGGAAGAAGAAACAAACUAGCUGGUACUGUCAAGAAUUGACAUCAUGCAGCGUUCAGCCAAAUGGGCAAACUCCUUCACACCAACCUGCCAUUUGUAAUAUAGUCUGAGAUAUUAGUAAUUUCUGACUGAUGCAAUAGGCUUUUUAGCACUUAGCAAAAAGAAACGAGGAAGUGUAACAGGCUACCAAAUGUCUACAAAAUCACCAACAAGGUAGACAAAAUUCAAAUGGCUUUACUCUAGCGUCACCACAUUCAGUUACAUUAUUGGCAAAGCACUGUAUUAAGAUUAUUAAUAUAAUGCAAGUUAUGGAUGAACAAAUAAUAAAUAUGGAAAAAUAUAUAAAUAUGACACCUAUUUUCCUAGCAACUAAUUUCCUUUAGAGACUAAUUGAUUAAGGAGAUGUCCUACUGAAAACCACGUAUGUAAUUCUAAUGUUACUGUAGAGACUGUGAUAGAAACCAUACACUGUAUAUAAUUUUUUUGCUAUUAUAUUUUAUUUAUUAGUACGGUAUAUAUUUAUGGCUCUGACAAAAACACCACAUUUACUUGCA
Monopterus albus (swamp eel) is the source of this 4740-nucleotide messenger RNA. RefSeq names its product extended synaptotagmin-like protein 2b (gene esyt2b). Lineage: Eukaryota; Metazoa; Chordata; Actinopteri; Synbranchiformes; Synbranchidae. The transcript is spliced from 23 exons. Gene Ontology annotation, cellular component: endoplasmic reticulum membrane. Gene Ontology annotation, molecular function: phosphatidylinositol binding; phosphatidylethanolamine binding; calcium-dependent phospholipid binding. The record is from RefSeq and is a predicted model, not a curated record. Bases 297 to 2960 code for a protein of 887 amino acids. Gene Ontology annotation, biological process: lipid transport.